AUGAGUGCUCCUCCGUUGAUCCGGGCGCCCAGCCCGCUGCCGUUUUUGGGAGGGACGAACAGCCCCAAUACCGAAGGUGGAGGUGGAGAGGGGGGAGGCGGUGUGAUCUCCUUCCAAAUCCAGAUAGGGAUGAGCCGGGAACCGGUUCUCCUAGACGCCGCGGAGCUCAACCUUAGUCAGGUCCGGGAGGUGGCAUGCUCCAUUAUUAACCAAAAGUUGCCAGAAUGUGGAUUCUAUGGGAUGUAUGAAAAGAUUCUGCUGUUUCGUCAUAACCCGACUUCGGACAACAUUCUGCAGCUGCUGCGCUCUGCCUCACAGAUCCAGGAGGGGGACUUGGUGGAGGCAGUCCUGUCAGCUUCAGCCACCAUGGAGGACUUUCAAAUACGUCCACACAGCCUGUUUGUCCAUUCGUACAGAGCACCUACUUUCUGCGACCACUGUGGGGAGAUGCUGUGGGGGCUUGUAAGGCAGGGGCUCAAGUGUGAAGGAUGUGGUCUCAAUUAUCACAAGCGCUGUGCGUUUAAAAUUCCCAACAACUGCAGCGGAGUAAGAAGACGUCGCCUUUCAAAUGUUUCCCUGACAGGAGGAAUAAUUAAUGUGGGCCGCCCACUUUCUGCUGAACCUUCGCCUCCCAACUGCAUGGAUGAUGCUUUACUGUCCCCUGUAAGUCCCAAUGUUGAGAAAAACCAGCUAGAUUAUUACCCUGGCAGGGAGCGACGAGCUAGCACACAGUCAUACAUUGGACGCCCUAUUGAGUUGGACAAAAUCUUACUGUCAAAAGUCAAGGUUCCCCACACGUUCCUAAUUCACUCAUACACCAGACCCACUGUGUGCCAACACUGCAAGAAGCUGCUGAAAGGCCUCUUCAGGCAGGGACUCCAAUGCAAAGACUGUAAAUUUAAUUGCCACAAACGAUGUGCUCUGAAAGUGCCAAACAACUGCCUCGGAGAGAUUACCAGAAAUGAAGAGCUUCUAAGCCCUGGAGCAGAGUCAGAUGUUGUGAUGGUGGAGGGCUGUCUUGAUGACCCAAGUGUUGACCGACGUGGUAGCCUCCUCGAUGACAUAGAUGACACAUUGACGACAGAGGGGGGUUUAAUGCUGGACACUGGAUACGGUGACCUCAGUGACCAGCGUGACACUGACUUGGAUGACUCCAACCGUGCCAUCAGUCCGUCCACCAGUAACAACAUCCCACUGAUGCGAGUUGUUCAGUCUGUCAAACACACCAAGAGGAAGAACAGCAAUGUGAUGAAGGAAGGCUGGAUGGUUCACUAUACCAGCAAGGAUACUCUUAGAAAAAGGCAUUACUGGCGGCUGGACAGUAAAUGCAUCACCCUUUUCCAAAACGAAACAGGAAGCAAAUACUACAAGGAGAUUCCUCUGUCAGAGAUCCUGGCUCUGGAGCCAGCUCAGAACUUCUCCCUGCUUCCUGAUGGAGCCAACGCUCACUGCUUCGAAAUCACGAUGGCAUCCUUGGUUUACUAUGUUGGAGAAAAUCUGUUGAGAAGCGAAUUGUCCAUGACAGGCAGUACUAUUCUGGUCAGUGGAGUGGGGCAGGAUGUGGCUCGGAUGUGGGAAAUGGCCAUCCAGCAUGCUCUUAUGCCAGCUGUCUCAACAGGAAUCUGUCACAAUUCCCAUCGAAGCGGGCACAAGGAAAUAUCAAUCAGUAUUUCUGUCUCCAACUGCCAGAUCCAGGAGAAUGUGGACAUCAAUUCGAUUUAUCAGAUUUUUCCAGAUGAGGUUCUUGGCUCUGGACAGUUUGGUAUUGUGUAUGGAGGUAAACAUCGGAAGUCUGGUCGAGAUGUUGCCAUCAAGAUAAUUGAUAAACUUCGCUUCCCUACUAAGCAGGAAAGCCAGCUACGUAACGAAGUGGCCAUUUUACAGAGUUUGCACCACCCAGGUGUGGUAAACCUGGAGUGCAUGUUUGAGACACCAGAACGAGUGUUUGUGGUGAUGGAGAAGCUUCACGGAGACAUGCUUGAAAUGAUCCUGUCAAGUGAGAAAGGUCGGUUGCCGGAAAGAAUCACGAAGUUCCUAGUCACACAGAUACUAGUGGCUCUGCGUCAUCUCCACUUCAAGAAUAUUGUCCAUUGUGAUCUAAAGCCGGAAAAUGUGCUACUGGCUUCUGCAGACUCAUUCCCUCAGGUGAAGCUUUGUGACUUUGGAUUUGCUCGAAUCAUUGGUGAGAAGUCAUUUCGGCGCUCAGUGGUUGGCACACCAGCAUACCUUGCUCCUGAAGUCCUGAGAAACAAAGGUUAUAACCGUUCUUUGGAUAUGUGGUCAGUGGGAGUCAUCAUUUAUGUCAGUCUCAGUGGAACAUUUCCUUUUAAUGAAGAUGAAGAUAUUAACGAUCAGAUCCAGAAUGCAGCCUUCAUGUACCCUCCCCAUCCAUGGAAGAAAGUCUCGCAGGAAGCAAUCGAUCUGAUCAAUAACCUCUUGCAAGUGAAGAUGAGAAAGAGGUACAGUGUUGACAAGACUCUCAGUCACCCCUGGUUACAGGACUAUCAGAUGUGGAUAGACCUAAGAAAUUUAGAGGGUCGAAUGAAUGAGCGGUACAUCACCCACGAAAGUGAUGAUCUACGUUGGCUGCAUCAUGCUCAGCUCAGUGGCCUUGACUACCCCUCAAAUUGCAUCAGUAGCUCUCUCAACGAUGUUGAUCAUGGGAAGGAGCAUCACCAUGAGAAGGAGGAGGAGCUGGAGACCCUUAGUGAGAGGGUCAGUGAACUCUGAGGACACAAAGUGAAUUAAACCUUAAAAAUUAAGUUCAGACUUUUUCUGAAGGAGAUGUUGCAAGCAACCUUUUUGGGCAGGUAUAAAUUUUCAUUCAAAUCUGUUUCUUUUCUAUGAAAAUACAUAUUUAACUAUCUGAAAUCUCAAAGUUAGAAUGUUCCAAUGCCAAAAUCUGGUUGGAGUCUUUCGUAUGGAGUUUGCUUUUUCCCCAUGUAUAAUUUCUCC
This is a messenger RNA of Cyprinodon tularosa, 2955 nucleotides long. RefSeq names its product protein kinase D1 (gene prkd1). Gene Ontology annotation, biological process: protein phosphorylation. The transcript is spliced from 21 exons. The record is from RefSeq and is a predicted model, not a curated record. Lineage: Eukaryota; Metazoa; Chordata; Actinopteri; Cyprinodontiformes; Cyprinodontidae. Bases 1 to 2730 code for a protein of 909 amino acids. Gene Ontology annotation, molecular function: protein serine/threonine kinase activity; ATP binding.